This is a messenger RNA of Ilex paraguariensis (yerba mate), 1095 nucleotides long. Lineage: Eukaryota; Viridiplantae; Streptophyta; Magnoliopsida; Aquifoliales; Aquifoliaceae. The record is from the annotation of a GenBank genome assembly.
UGCCCCUCCACCGGUGAACCCAAAGCUUAUCCACUUGUCACUCCCUUGCAUCGUCGCCGCCCAAGCUUACAUCUCUGAUCUUCCAUACAAUCUCAGAGACUGAGAGCAACAAUUACAGAGAGCUCCAAAAAUGGCCGCCUCGUUGGUCUCUUCAACCCUAACUCCCUCAUCUGCCCCUCCAUUCCCUCCCAAACCCCACAACCAUUUUCUCUCUCCUCGUAGUUUUAUGGCUUUUUCUAGAGAAGCCAAAACCUGGCACCACCAAAAGAGAAACAUAGGCUUAUCCAUCAAAGCGCAAACUCUGGACUUCUCGGGAACGUUCUUUGAAGGAGGAGGAUUCGGAGUAGACGAUGACCCACCAACCACAGCCGGGUCGGUCAUUUCGGCUGUUGAAGACAAAGAGGAGCCUCAGUGCCCACCUGGCCUUCGACAAUAUGAAACCAUGGCCGUCUUCAGGCCCGACAUGUCCGAAGACGAAAGACUUACUGUUACCCAGAAGUAUGAAGAGUUGCUUGUUGCUGGGGGUGGCAUGUAUGUGGAGGUGUUCAAUCGAGGGGUCAUUCCGCUUGCCUACAGCAUCAAGAAGAGGAACAAAGCAGGUGAGACCAAUACUUAUUUAGAUGGCAUCUACCUAUUGUUCACUUACUUUACCAAACCUGAAUCCAUGGAAGUUCUCGAGGCAACACUGACAGUGGAUGAUAAUGUUAUUCGAUCAUCGAGUUUCAAAAUAAGGAAAAGGAAGUACUAAUUUUGUGUUAGUUUUUAUCAUUUGCAUAGCUCUCUGUAAGCAAGGCAGAUAGAAGGUACAGUUAUAUGAUUUCUGGUGCUAGUGCUAUGGUUUUUUUUUCCUUGGUAGAACUGUCAUUAAUUUUUGAAUCUUUAUUGGUCUAUUUGUAUGUGGCCAAGUUGCAUUCGGAUCGACACCUUUUGUUCUGAGACCGUUACACGUUCUGUUUAGACUACGAGCCUCACUCAACUAGUAGUUGACUCUCACGCGUUGUAACGACUUAGCCAUAGUCAUUCCAAUCAUUGUUAUCGUAAUCAAAUCACAAUAUAUUGACAAAUAACAUUCCGUGUCUGCAUGAUAUAAGCUGU